GCAGCUCUUGGGAAGUAAAACAAAUGUAUGGUGUGAAAAUGGUCAAACAUUUAAGUAAAGCAAAUGAAAAAAAUAGUCAAGAAGGCACUCACUAAACGCUACUUCGUAUAUUGCAACAAUGUCACACAAGCUUCAAAAUUAUACUUCCAUAUGGAACUCCAGAAAGUAUACAGAUUACUCGGUAUCCAACUGCUUUUCAUUAUUUUCGUAACCUAUGUCUCUGUAAGUGUAUCACCCAUUAAAUAUUUCAUGCAAGAAAAUGACUGGCUCCUUUACACAGCUCAGUUCGUGAGUAUGUGCUUAUCGUUCACUCUUUAUAUUAAAAGGAACGAUAGCCCGAGUAAUCUUGUCCUUCUUGCUGCUUUCACCAUCAUUGAUGCCUAUAUUAUUAGCGCAACUUUCACCUACUACCCAAAAGUACUGAUUCUAACGGCUUUCGUCAUUACACUGGUUGGUUUAGGAAGCUUGACUUAUUAUACACUUCAGAUGGACGAUUUUUUAACCACAGAACAAGAUUUGUUCGCAGGUCUAUGCAUUUUCAUUUCUGGAGCCCUUCUACAAAUCGCAUUCCAGUCCACUGUUAUUGAAAUUUUAGUAUCCAUAUGGGGGAUAUUUUUGUUUUGUUAUUUUAUUAUUUUUGAUACACAAAUGAUCGUCACAACUUUUUUUCCAGAGGAAUAUAUUCUGGGUACCCUCAACCUGUACAUGGAUGUCACCAUUUUGCACAUGCAGAUUUUACGCACCUUGGCACACAAUUAAUCGAAUGCAGUGUUUAAACAUAUUUGUAUAUAUUUGUAUAUACUAUCCCACUAAAAUUUGCAUGACGUCACGAGUUUGCGAAUCCCACUCUAAAUGUUUAAAUAAUGUUUAUUUAGUGGUGCUAAAAAGAAGGAAUUGAGUCUUAAAUGAAACACCAAGUCUUGGAAGCAUUUAUUCACUUAUAAGUACAUAAAAUUAUUAAAAUUCAUGAGUUAACAAUUCGAGUCUAAGCAUUACGAAAUAAAUCGUUCAGCAUGAGAAAACAACACUUCACCUAAAAUAUUC
Zophobas morio is the source of this 1044-nucleotide messenger RNA. Its product is annotated as protein lifeguard 4-like. The transcript has 4 exons. The record is from RefSeq and is a predicted model, not a curated record. Gene Ontology annotation, biological process: negative regulation of apoptotic process. Bases 64 to 759 code for a protein of 231 amino acids. Lineage: Eukaryota; Metazoa; Arthropoda; Insecta; Coleoptera; Tenebrionidae.